UUUUUUAAGAGCAGAGGAGCAUCAGCUUUCUCAGGAAAAUCAAACGCCAAGAAAAUCUCUCUCCCUCUCUCUCUCCCCCUCGCUCUCUACAGAAAAGAUCGAGGUUCCCCCGAAUCUCCUUCCAGAUUGAUUUCGGGUCCGAUCGGAUCACCUCUCAGGAAUAGAAAGUCGUGUUUUUUCCUCCGUUCCCGUCCUCGAUCGGUCGUCCUUUCGGUGUGAUGCCCCGAAUUGUUCAUACGAACUUCUACUUCAUGUUUGAGUUUGUCCACAUCGAUUCAUUUUCUCGGGAAAGCUCUGCGUGCAAGCUCUCGAAUCCAAACUCCUUUACGCUUGACCCUAUUUCGCUCGUAAAAUAACGGUCGCGGAGGGGAACCGCCGGUUUUUCCUGGAAAAGCUGACGGAUUUUCCAGGAAUACUGUCGAUCUCGGGAGGGGAGCGUACUCCGGCCGUGCUGAUCGCUCGGGAUUUUUUCUGGGAACGAAAAAUUUUAGAUUCGUUUUGGUGCGAUUUGAUCUGGGUAGAACUCGGUCAGCUCUAAUUUUUUUUUUAGUGAUCGAUUAGAAUACGAAGCUCGACGUCGGAGUUUGAUGAUUUUGAUCUGAAACCCUACGGGAGCUGAAAUUGAGCUCGCCAGCGCAAUGGCCGGCCCGACGAUCGCUCUGUACGCGAGCCCGCCGAGGGUGUGCUCCGCCGCGCACCAGAUCAACGCGCACGUCUCCUGCGAUCUCGAAUUGAGCUACAGGUCGUCGCAGGCCACUUCGUCGGCGGCGCCUUCAUGUUCUUCGUCACCGUCGCAGAAGAUUGUCGGCGGCCUCUCGUGUCUCUUCUCAUCGCCCUGCGUCAAGCAAGGUUCCAGCUCUAGCUUCUCUGGUGGAGGAGAAGAAUUGGGGCAAUUAUGGCACGAUAAAAGCGACGAAUUCAGAGAAUUUAGCGGCUCUUUCCGUUAUUCUCCGAGUAAAUUCAUGGGUUCAUUGAAGAGGGAUCAUCAGAGUCCGGUUUCGGUUCUUCAGGGUCCGGUCUUGUGUGGAAAUGGGUCGAUAAAGAGUCCUCCCACAAGGAUUCCGCGAGAAGUUAGAGGUGGGUCGAGAGUUAUGUAUGAUGGUUUUGUUAGGAAUGCAUUGGGCUCUUGUGUGGACUAUGAUUCUAAUACUUUUGAGUUGAGAGAUGCCGUUGAUGUGGAGGAGUUGCCAUUCAAUUUGGAGGAGAAUUCAUUGGAACUUGAUGCUGAGCCUUAUGUGAAGGAGUUAUUGGUGAGUGCACAGUCAAGGCACAAGAUCUUCGGUGAAGAUUUCGUGGUGAAGGCUUUCUACGAGGCUGAGAAGGCACACCGAGGGCAGAUGCGCGCGAGUGGUGAUCCAUAUUUGCAGCACUGCGUGGAGACUGCAGUGUUAUUGGCACUGAUUGGCGCUAAUUCUACGGUGGUUGCUGCGGGCUUAUUGCAUGACACACUUGAUGAUUCCCAUAUGACAUAUGACGACAUAUGUAGGAAUUUUGGUUCUAGCGUUGCUGAUCUGGUUGAAGGGGUCUCCAAGCUAAGUCAAUUGAGCAAGCUUGCACGGGAGAGUAAUACAGCAAGCAAGACUGCUGAGGCUGAUCGAUUACAUACCACGUUCCUUGCUAUGGCAGAUGCAAGGGCUGUUCUCAUCAAAUUAGCAGAUCGUCUGCAUAAUAUGAUGACACUGGAUGCAUUGCCUCUUGUCAAGCAACAGAGAUUUGCUAAGGAGACACUGGAAAUAUUUGCACCCUUGACCAACCGUCUGGGCAUAUCUAGUUGGAAGGAAGAGCUAGAAAACCUGUGCUUUAAGCAUCUCAACCCUGACCGACACAAGGAACUGUCCUCUCAGCUUUUAGAGUCUUACGAUGAGACGAUAAUUGCUUCUGCCAAAGAGAAGCUUGAGCAAGCUCUUAAGAACCAGUCAAUUUCUUAUCAUGACCUUUAUGGGAGGCACAAAAGUCUGUAUAGCAUUCAUUGCAAGAUGUUGAAAAAAAACCUGACUAUGGAUAAUAUCCAUGAUGUACAUGGCUUGCGACUGAUUGUUGAGAAAAAGGAAGACUGUUACAGAGCUUUAGAAAUUGUUCACCAAUUAUGGUCUGAAAUACCUGGAAAGUUUAAGGACUACAUAACUCAUCCAAAGUUCAAUGGGUAUCAAUCUCUCCACACAGUUGUGAUGCGUGAUGGAAUGAUACCGCUUGAAGUUCAAAUUCGGACAAAAGAAAUGCACCUGCAAGCUGAAUUUGGAUUUGCAGCACAUUGGAGAUACAAAGAAGGCGAGUGCAAGCACUCUUCCUCUGUUCUUCAGAUGGUCGAAUGGGCACGAUGGGUCAUCACCUGGCAUUGUGAGACAAUGAGCAAAGACCAUUCAUCUAUUGGAUAUUCCCACUCCUUCAAGCCUCCAUGCAAGUUCCCUUGUCAUUCUGAUGAUUGUCCAUACUCUUACAAGCCUCACAAUGACCAGAGUGGACCUAUCUUCGUUAUCGUGAUUGAAAAUGAUAAGAUGUCUGUUCAAGAAUACCAAGCGGAUUCUACAAUGAUGGACUUAUUAGAAAGAGCAGGGCGAGGAAGCAUCAGAUGGAUGCCCUAUGGUUUCCCUCUGAAGGAAGAACUGAGGCCGAGGCUGAACCGCCAGCCCAUUGGUGAUCCAACCUGCAAACUGAGGAUGGGGGAUGUAGUGGAACUAACGCCAGCCCUACCCAACAAGUCUUUGACAGAGUACCGGGAAGAAAUCCAGCGCAUGUAUAACCGUGGCCCAACAGUGUCGAGCACAGGUCCUGCUGCUAGUACUGUGGUCGGUUGGACAAACUAACACUCAGCCUGUUGCGCCAACCAAAUGUGAUUUUUAAAUAGUUAUGUAAUUAUGAAUAUGAUAGAUACAUGUACAGAACAAGAUCUGUUUGGUCCUGGGAUGAGAGAAGGAGGACAUAGAUCUGACCAUAUGGAUUCAAAAUUCAAUGAAGUUAUGAAAUGAUUCUUUCUCUAAGAUGAGGACUUCAA
Eucalyptus grandis is the source of this 2992-nucleotide messenger RNA. Its product is annotated as probable GTP diphosphokinase RSH3, chloroplastic. The record is from RefSeq and is a predicted model, not a curated record. Gene Ontology annotation, biological process: guanosine tetraphosphate metabolic process. NCBI's taxonomy places the organism in Eukaryota, Viridiplantae, Streptophyta, Magnoliopsida, Myrtales, Myrtaceae. Gene Ontology annotation, cellular component: chloroplast.